This is a messenger RNA of Stylophora pistillata, 2960 nucleotides long. RefSeq lists its product as uncharacterized. NCBI's taxonomy places the organism in Eukaryota, Metazoa, Cnidaria, Anthozoa, Scleractinia, Pocilloporidae. Gene Ontology annotation, cellular component: nucleus. Gene Ontology annotation, biological process: gliogenesis; regulation of transcription by RNA polymerase II. The record is from RefSeq and is a predicted model, not a curated record. Gene Ontology annotation, molecular function: RNA polymerase II cis-regulatory region sequence-specific DNA binding; DNA-binding transcription activator activity, RNA polymerase II-specific.
ACAGCCGGUCGGAAAAAUGCUUUACGAAGAGCAAAUUCUUGAUGACACAGAAAUUACUAUUUCAGUUUGAUCUUUUUAAAAACUGAGGCAUUCUGGAAUUAAGUCCUCGCCAAAAAACGAAAACAAUCACUUUAACACUUCGAAAAUUUUAGCACCUUUGAAAUGUUUGAAUUUUCGUCCUCGCCAGUUAUGUAUCCUUAAAUUACUUUAUUUGCUUUUGUUUUUUAGGAGGAACUGCCAAGAAGUAGGAAAGAAAUCCAAAGGAGUGUGUGAACGUAAUGAGUUUUGAGUCUCUCAGAGCUGAAGAAAACGAGGGAAAGAAAUUUCGCUCUCACACGAUCCGAAUAGGAGACGGAGAGAUUUUGGCGAAAUUCAACCGCGCGCUGGCUUCCAUUGUAACAACAGAAGGAUUUGCCGCCCAGAUGGGAAAUGUUAAUGGAAAUUUAUGCCAUAUCCCCCAGAAGAGACUGAAGUUGACGUCCUCUUUAUGGUAUCCUGAGGCAGCCCUACACUAUCCGGUGCCUGGGCUCGCUUAUCACUACCUUGUGGGACAUGAAAGGGGCAUUGAUAGUAGGGAGAGAUCUAUUCAUGAUCCUGAGGCUCAGGCGGGAAUUCUACAGGCAAUUAAGGAAUACGAUGAGUUCGAGGAAUGGAUUGAUGGCUCUACCAAACUCCGCUAUUCACCCUACAGCAGAGAGGCUCAAGCACAUAUUUCUGGGUGGGCCAUGAAAUAUACCAACAACCACAACAAGUUUGUUCUCAAGAAGACGUGUGUUGGAGUACUGCUGUGUAGUAAUGACUGCACACUUCCCAAUGGGCUUAAAAUUGUCGUCAGACCUGCUAUAUCUGAUAAAGUUCGGGAAAGACAGAUGGGCCAGAACUGUCCAAAUGCCACGUGCACAGGGACUCUAGUCCAUAGAAAGUGUACAGGCAACAACGGUUAUCCAGUGACCCAUUUUUGGGUCCAUCAAGAGGAUGGAAUCUAUUUUGAGUCCAAGGGCUCCCAUGAUCACUUCAGGCCUCAAGCAAGAAGAGCAACUCCAGACAGAAAUUCAAAUAAUAAAGCUAGCAGCAGCCAGAAAGGUAACACCGAGCAAGUGGAGAACACAGAAGACAAGACAGAGAAACAAGAGAACGCUUCGACAUCUUCAGAUGGAAAGAAGUACAAGUCUAGAAAGAGGCAACACGCUGAAAUUGCGGAAAAUUUACUUACAAGGCAAUCCGAGAUCGCGCAGUUGUCCUCUUCGCUCUCGUCUGGCUUAUUGAGAGGUUACUCAGUUGAAGAAGAGGAUCUGUAUAUCUGUGUGACUGUACCAGAGACAGAAACACUCUUUCACAGAGCUCUGUCACACGAUCAAACGAACAUUACCACAUGCGGGAAACUUUACUUACUCUGUCAGACAUUUCAGGAUGUCAUUCCCGGAUUUGACUUGCUGGAGACCCGUAUGAUAUCGCGAAGCGUAAUGGGAUGGCCUGUAGUUAUGGCAACGUUAUAUCGGCAAGGAACGAAGGAAGGACAAAUUCACCAUAUGAAGACUUUGGCUCGCCUUUGUUCGACGCCAGAUGAAGACUUCUUUUCGCCCAGGUGGCAGAUGGUUAUCCAUGAUUUUCCCGCUGACCAGGCACAGAUGGUGACCGAGGCCAUAGUAAACAUGAUCAUCAACACGCAAGUGCAAACUCUCCUGAAGGUCUUUCAAUACAAGAGCGUCAGCUCAUUGUACAAAAUGCUUCGAGAAAAGAUCACCAGCAGUUUACAGAGCUACGACAUGCACUUCGAACUGUGCAAGCGAGAGAUAAUCACAAGGCUACAAGAUCCGCUGCUCACAAUGAAGUUCCGCGACAUGACGCAAAGGCUCACGGGUGAAAAAUGCAGUGCGCAGGAGUAUGUCAGCACGGACUGCAUGCUGUCAGGAGGAGUAUUUGGAUCAGUCAUAAGAGAGUUCUGGAAUUUUUGGGGAAGUAACAUUGUAGCUCCGAAAGUUUUCGCUGUCGCCGAUGAGUUGGUGGGAAGAAGAGAAAAGUCAGAACAGUGGCAAAGGACGCAGACAGGGCUCACAUUUCCCAGCGAUCCACAGAAAGUUACUUUGCACCACAUGGCUGAAGCAGUAGUCACGUGGUGUCAAUAUCAGAUUGAGAAUUGGCCGCAAUCAGUUGUGCAAGAAAGUAUGGCAAAGUUUACACAUCUUCGACCGGAAGACAACCGACUUCACUACGCUUUAGAGAGACCUGGGUCCGCGUUCCAUCGGCCAGUCACAUAUCCCACGCUGUCCAUGCCCAGAUUUCAUUGGUGCUGAGUGCAUUGGAACCACACAAUUUGAAGUUUUUGUAAUCAAAUAACACUGCCGUUGAUGGAACAUUAUUGCAACAUUUUGCGCUGUGGCAUGUUGAUAAGUAUAGUUUAAAAUUCUUCAAAAAAAUUUAGUUGACUUUGGUUAUUUUAGACAGUUCGACCGCUGUAAAUGAAGUCUAUUCUUGAUCAGCUACCGCUGACCACAAACCUUGUGUAUACUUAUCGAUAAUGUUCUGUUUGAAAUUAAAGUUCGGCAUACGGGCGGGCUUCUCUUCGAGAAUUCCAAGAAGAAAUAUGGUUUCAAGAAAUUGAAUUUAUAAGUUUGGUUGAAACCUAAGGAAGGAGUAUCAGACUUAAGUAUUCAAAAUCAGCAAAGAAUAAAUAUUCUGUUUUAUUUGCAGUUUAGUAUUUUACAAAGUUAUUACUCGUUGUUUUAUUCGUCUAAUCUCUAGUUAAGCAUUCAAUUGUAAAUAAUAAAUGUACCGUCUGUAAUCACUGAAAAGUGGUGUUUAACAAGUUUCCAUGGGUGCAAUCUAGUAAAGAUGACACUCUAUUGCAAUUUUAAACAGAGAAAAAUGAUCGUUUCUCGAAGAACAAGCUGUAACUGAUAUGAAGUCAGCAAAAAAUUUACCUUAGUUAAAGUAAAAAAAAAAAAAACAUUAAAUGUAAA